AGGUAGAUCUUCAGGAACAGGGUUGGGCACCCCUGCUUUAGGCUAUAUCGAAAUUAAAAACACAUGACAUGAGGAAAUUACAUUUUUAAUGUUUUAAAACUUUUUUUUUUUUUUGUAUCAAAUGGACAUUUUAGCAAGAGAUUAUUUGCAGAUUUAUACUCAGCCUGCCGUCCAAAAUCUACAGACCUGUGUUUAUGUUCAUUGAGUGUUAAUGGACAGUGCCAGACUGUUUCAUUUUAAUAAAUUAUAUCGAGGUUCAGAAAGUUUGGUAAAGUGAAUAUUUUCAAAGCUGUACCUAGUAUUUAACUACCAGGAUUCAAUGUCCUGGUCUCCUCCCUCCCAAUUACUUUCCAAUAAUAUGAUCAGACUGAUAACAAUCAAGCAAACAAAAAAACACUCAGCAAGCAUUAGUGCCACAAAAUCUAACAGUACAACAUGAGCCCGUGACUAACACAGAUUAACUGGUAUACAUGAAAAGGAAAACAUCUUGGAAACUUUAUGAUUUGGCUAAUCUGAUCAUCAUGAGAAUUAGUGUGAAGAGUUUAUUUCCAGUCUUGUCUGUCGCUGUGGUGUUUUUCUAUAUGAGCUCUGUCAAUUGGAAAAUCCAAACUCAAGAGAAGCAGCUUCACCAAGUCCAGCAGAACUUCUCGUUACACAGCGAACUUCUCCUCAAGAAGCUGGACAAACUGGAGGCUCAUUUAUAUGCCGUGGAAGAGAAAAGCCUCAAAGUGAAAAAUGAGAAGAAGCCAGCAAAGAAGCUGUUUCCAAACUCAUAUCUCUUCAAGAAAUGGACUGUGGAACUUUCUGAGGACGAUCAGAGGAAGGCUGAGGAUCUCUUUCAGAAAUACGGCUAUAAUGCCUUCCUCAGUGACCAGUUGCCUCUGGAUCGGGAGCUGCCGGACACUCGAGACCACAGAUGCAUUGGACGUGAAUAUCCACACAAUCUGCCCUCCAUCAGCGUUGUGCUGAUUUAUCUGGAUGAGGCUCUGUCUGUCAUUCAAAGAGCCAUUUGCAGCAUCAUCAACAGAACUCCAGCCCACCUGCUGAAAGAGAUCAUAAUGGUGGACGACCACAGCAAAAAUGAAGACCUGAAGACACAGCUGCAUGUUUAUAUCAGCUCCAUCAAUGAGAAACACCCAGGCCUGGUGAAGAUGGUGACCCAUCCAGAGCAGAAAGGCCUGGCCCAGGCCAGAAUCUCAGGCUGGAAGGCUGCCACCGGGGAUGUGGUUGCCAUUUUGGACGCCCACAUUGAGGUCCAUGUCAAAUGGGCGGAGCCACUGCUUGCACGUAUCCAAGCUGAUCGCACACUGGUCCUGAGCCCCGUGUUUGACAGAGUGAAUUACUAUGACUUGGAAGUGACAAAUUAUGAUGCCUUUGCGCAUGGUUUUGACUGGGCUCUCUGGUGCAUGUACGUGGCAUUCCCAAAGAAGUGGUAUGAUCAAAACGAUCCUUCACAGCCAGGAAAGAGUCCCUCUGUAAUGGGAAUACUCGUGGUUGAUCGUCUGUUCUUUGGAGAGAUUGGGACUCUGGAUGGAGGGAUGCAGGGGUAUGGAGGAGAGAAUGUUGAAUUAGGAAUACGGGUGUGGCUUUGUGGAGGAAGUAUAGAGGUUGUUCCCUGCUCUAAAGUUGCCCAUAUUGAAAGGGCGCACAAACCCUACGUGGCUGACAUUUUUGGUGCAAUGAAGAGAAAUGCCCUCAGAGUGGCAGAGGUUUGGAUGGACGAAUACAAGAAAUAUGUCCACAUGGCCUGGGGUGUCCCCAUACAGAAUCAUGGAAUAGACAUCGGUGAUGUUUCAGAGAGAAAGAAACUGAGAGAGAGGCUGAAAUGCAAACCAUUCAAAUGGUAUCUGGAAAAUGUCUAUACUGAGUUAAGUCAGAGGAAUAUAAUUGCUUAUGGAGCGCUGAUUAAUGACCUGCAAACAAGUUUAUGUUUGGAUAAGGGGCCAGAUGAGGAGAACACUCCCAUUUUAUAUCCAUGUCAUUUCUUUUCCUCACAGGUAUUUUACUAUACAGCAAGUGGUGAGAUACUUCAUGGCCACUUGCCAACCCUUGUACACGAUCAGAGCCGCUGUCUAAUUGAUCCCGGCUCUGGCAGGUUUCCAGAGCUGUCCUGGUGUUCAGACACUGAAAAAACAAAACAUAUGUACUGGGAUUUCAAACAGGGAGAGGCCAUACAGAACAGAGAAACCAAACGCUGUCUGGAGAUCAACGCUGAGCAGAAUGGAAAAUAUGAAAAAAACGUUUUUAUUCAGGAGUGCAGAAACCAGCACUGGAAGAUACAGAAUUUAAUUCAGGACUUAUGAAACACAAGAUUUAAUCAAUUUAGAUGGAGCUGGAGCACAUUGGAGAAACAUCACAGAUUGUGUUGGUGCUAAAAAAAAUUGAAUGCAGCUACGAACUGAAAAAAAUUAGGUACUAAAAAAUGGCACAAAAAUAUUAUAUGGCUGAUGAGAAAGUAAAAAUAGAAUUGAUAAUCGGAAAGAGGGUUUAAGAGAAAAAUUAUGAUUUUCACAGUUCAAAUUCACACAGUUCUUGCAGCCCCAUAAAUAAAUAAUUUGUUACAUCUGAUGUCUUUUAGAAGUAUGUGUAUGUUGUGUUUCUGAGUGUGUCUGUGCAGGAGAAGGUGUGGUCUGCACUCAAGCCAGCAGAGAUCUGAUUAGGUAUCAGUGAAAAGGACCUUAAUGCGUGUCAUUUGUUUUGCUCUGUCUUAGUUUCCUCUCUGAUUGUGUGUACUUGCUGUUACAUUUGUAAAUUCUCAGUUAUGGGAAGUAGGGAGUGUGAUGCCAUUUCUUUUGCAUAUAUCGUUUGUUCUAUGUUUUGGGUUAAGGGAGUAAGGGAAGUUGUGUUGUAUUUUUCUUUUGAUGUGCUUUCUUUUUCUUUUUCUUUUAAGGUAAUUUAGAGGGAACUAAAUCUAGUUAUUUUUGUUUAUUUUGUACUUUUCCACUUCUGAAUUUGAUCCAUUUGUUACUGAUUUUCAUUAUAAUAUUUUUAAUUUAUUUUUGUUUGAUAUGACCUUAUUUGUGAGUGAGCACGCAUUCAUUUAUGUUGCAGCUGUAACAAAUUUUUAAAUAAAAAAAAUCAAAAUAAAACAAGAAAAUUUUACUUGCAUGUCAUGUGACUGUUAACUGACAUCAGAGAUGUGUGAAUAUGCAAAUGUGCUUUUAAACUACUGAAAUGUUUAGAAAUGGUUUCAUGUUUCUAUGUAAUCUGUCCUAUUCCUAACAGCCCUCAAUGGGGCAUGUUGUUACAAAAUGUCAAUGUCUAUUAAAGGAGUAACCAAA
Molecule: messenger RNA, 3281 nt
Organism: Megalobrama amblycephala (Wuchang bream)
Lineage: Eukaryota; Metazoa; Chordata; Actinopteri; Cypriniformes; Xenocyprididae
Product: probable polypeptide N-acetylgalactosaminyltransferase 8
Exons: 11
Coding region: 471-2303 (610 amino acids)
Cellular component (GO): Golgi apparatus
Source: RefSeq, a predicted model, not a curated record